CCCCAGGGCCCCGGAAGGGCUGUGAUUUGUCUUUGCUUCCAAUCCAUGUCUGGGGAAUAGGGGGCUCUUUUUCCUCCUACUUCACCAGCAAAUAGCUCCCUCCUCUGCAGCCCUGGGAUAAGCAGAGACAUGGCCCUCGAUGUUUUAAGACACAGACCCUAAUGACCAAAAACUUGGCCUUAAACAACCACAGAGAGGUCGUGUGUCAGGCCGGGGUGGGGGGAGGGGGUGUCCUUAGUCAAUCAGUCCUGAGUACACUCUGUCCCUGGGGAGACUCAGAAAACAAGACUCUGGGAGCUCAAACCUGUUUUAGGGUUUGGCAGACUCCCAGUUGCAAAAGCACGAUCUUGGGUCAGAGUCCACAUUCCCCACCCAGACCAGAGACAUAGUCACACACAGAGACAGAGAGCUCAAGAAAGAGACAGCACCACGGAGAAUGGCACUUGGGAAAUUAGGGAGCUGUAACACAGAGAGAGCUGUACCUAGAUGUAAUCUGGACUCUGAAAUACUGAGAAAAAGCAGCAGAGAUGGAGGGGAGACAUGUGGACACAUAGAAGUGCCAAGGAGAAUUGUACAAGGAGACCCUGAUGGAGGUCUAAAAAGGAAAAAGGUGGAAACAUUCAAAACAUUUGGAAAGAGGGAAAAUGAAAUAAAACUAAGAUUGGUGUUGGAGAAAGUUCUAGACAUACAGACUCCAGACUUCAGUUAGCAUGGUGUUUCUGUCCUCCAUGCUUCCCAUGACCUCCUCCACCUCAACUAGAUUAGUCGUUACCACAUUCUGUCUUGUCCAGGCCCAUCCAGUUUAGAUAUUACCAUGUACUUUCCAUGUGUCUGGGUCCAACCAAGGUUCUGACAACACAGCUGACCAAGACAAUGAGCUGACCAUCAGGAGUUCACACUGGAUCAGAUUGCCAUGGAUGGCUCUUAAUUUAGCUCCAGAAAUGGCAACCUAGAUCGUUAGGCUGACUACCUCCUAAGAAGACUGCUUGUUCAGCCAUACAAGUUUUGGCAUACAGUAUGACAGUCACUCUGACAAGGCAGACAGUUUGGGGUGCUGUAGAAAUGUGAUGUCCUGUUCCUGGAAUAAUUGCGGUUUGACACACACAGGCCAUUGACAAUGGGCUCCCUGAGGGCAGGGAAGGCAUUUAGUUUGGUUUUUCUCAAGCCCUGUCUCGGUGAUCUGCAGAGAGAAAAAUGAUCAAUAAUAAAGUAAUACUGAACAAAAGACAGACUCAAUCAAUCAAAUACUGGACCCUGCCCUUAUGGACCUCAAGGCUAUUAGAGCAGAUAUAAUGUCAUAAAUCACCUUAAUAUGAAUUGGAUGCUAGAGAAGGUUGUUAGUGAGGGCAAAGAACUGUGGUGGUUCAGAGGCACCAGAAAUCUCUUCCUGUGGUGUAAAGCUGGUCAAGCAAGACCUCCUAGAAGAGAUGGCCUUUGAGCUGAGCCUUUUUUUUUAUUAUUUAAUUUUUAUUUUAUAUUGGAGUAUAGUUGAGUUACAGUGUUGUGUUAGUUUCAGGUGUACAGCAAAGUGACUCAGUUAUACAUAUACAUAUAUCCAUUCUUUUUCAGAUUCUUUUCCCAUAUAGGGUAUUACAGAAUAUUGAGUAGAGUUCCCUGUGCUAUAUAGUAGGUCCUUGUUGGUUAUCUAUUUUAUAUAUAGUAGUGUGUAUAGGUUAAUCCCAAACUCCUAAUUUACCCCUCCCCUCCACCUUCCCCUCUGUAACCAUAAAUUUGUUUUCUAGUCUGUGAGUCUGUUUCUGUUUUGUAAAUAAGUUCAUUUGUAUCAUGUUUUUUUAGAUUCCACAUAUAAGUGAUAUCAUAUGAUAUUUGUCUUUCUCUGUCUGACUUACUUCACUUACUAUGAUAAUCUCUAGGUCUAUCCAUGUUGCUGCAAAUGGCAUUAUUUCAUUCUUUUUUAAUGGCUGAGUAACAUUCCACUGUAUAUAUGGACCACAUCUUCUUUAUCCAUUCCUCUGUCGAUGGACAUUUAGGUUGCUUCCAUGUCUUGGCUAUUGUAAAUAGUGCUGCAAUGAACAUUGGGGUGCAUGUGUCUUUUCAAAUUAUGGUUUUCUCCAGAUAUAUGCCCAGGAGUGGGAUUGCUGGAUCAUAUAGUAGUUCUACUUUUAGUUUUCUAAGGAACCUCCAUACUGUUCUCCAUAGUGGUUGUAUGAACUGAGUUUUGAAUAAUAGAAGGGAUUUAGACAGAGGAGAUAGUAAAGCUGUUUAACAUGUUAGUGGGUGCAUUCGUGCACAACUACUGACCUACCAGAGUGGAAACUGGUUGGGGCAUUCAAGUGGGGUCCUGGAGCCCCUGCUGUGUCAAGCAUUACUUCUUUAGUGAGUUCAUAAGGUCAGGACAGUCCCUAGGGAGGAGUGGGGUAGCAGGAGCACCCUGGAGUUAGGGACUAGUUACAAACCAGAUUAUAAAUAUUUCAAUAUAUUUAAUUACCUAUACAACCAUACUGGUGUGUGUACCUACUGAAUGUUAGCCCCAGAUAAGGAUCUCCUGAGAUGGCCUCACUCUCUUCUGGUUUGUUGAAGCCAUAGGGGCCUUAUUAGAAUGUGAGCUGUAGAACAGCAGAGGCUGUUCUCCAGUUCAAUGCUGCAUCCCUAGGGUCUAGAACAGUGCCUGGAGGACUAGAGGAAGCUUACCAAAUGUUAAGUGAAUAGGCAGACUGGGAAUCCCAGCCCAUUGUUGGGGUCCUCUCACUAUUCAUCUCCUUGCACCCACUUUCCCCCUCCAAUUCGUACUCCACACCACCCUUCAACAUAACCUAGAAUGAGAUUUGGAUUCUGUCAUUCUUCUGCUCAAAGUAUUUGGUGCCUCCCUUUUGCCCAGAAUGCCAUUUUCCCCUUUUUUUUUUUUUUUUGGUGGUACGCGGGCCUCUCACUGUCGUGGCACAGGCUCCGGACACGCAGGCUCAGCGGCCAUGGCUCACGGGCCCAGCCGGAUCGGGGCACGAACCCGUGUCCCCUGCAUCGGCAGGCGGACUCUCAACCACUGUGCCACCAGGGAAGCCCCUCCCCCAUUCUUUUUUAAACCAAUUGAACUGCUACUUCUUUAAGCCCUGAUCAAAUUUUGCCUACUUCUGUAUUACUUUCUGAGGCAGAAUUCAUCUCUCUCCCCCAAAUAUUAUGAUGAUUUUUGCCCUCACUCACAAGACAGCAAGCUCCUCGGGAUAGGGACUGCGUCUUAUUCAUUUCCAUACAUCUAGUCUAUUAGCCCAAUGCCUGACAUAUGGUAGAUGCUAAAUAAAUAGAAGAGUGAAAGGCAUUCCCAGCAGUGAGAACUAAAUGAACAAAGGUGGUCAAAGGUUUGGGUAAAAAAUGAAUAGUUUAAUUUGGCUAGGGUAUGAGGGAGAGUAGUAGGAGAAAAGAUGGAAAAGUCUCUUUGGUAGUAUUUUGAGGGGACUUGGAAGUCAACUAGAGGGAGAAGAUGGGCAGAUAGAAGAUACUUUGGUAGAGUGUGGAAAGCCAAUGGAGGUUUUUGAGCAAAGGUGUAAUAUGAUGAAUAAUACAUUUAGUUUAAACCUAUCAGACUCUCUAAUAAAUAUAUACAGUUUUCCAUUCAUACUCAAAUUCGCCUCCCACCUACCCAUCCAUCCACCCUCCCACCCCCAGACUCCCCCCGCAGCUUGCCCUACCCCUUCACCUGCUCCCUGGCUGGGCCAGGGAUGUAUAUAUGGGCUGCUUCCCCUCUCAGCCAGAGGACGUGGGGUCCCCAGCUGCCUGGGACUGGGAAGCAGGCCAGGGUUAGCUGAGGUUGGCUGGCGAGCAGCCAGGCGGUGCCAGGGAGAACCCGUUUAGUGCCAGGUGGUGCCUUGGGUUCCAAGCUGAGCCCAUGACCCUGAUAACCUUCUACCUGCGCACAUACCUGCCGCUCACUCCACCCCAUGCCCAACUUUGCUAUCAGGGAGGGGGCACAGGGCCAGACAGACCUGCAGGGCUUUGGCUCCAUCUCUACAAAAGGGCCUUCUGUGAGCCAGUCUGCUCCCCUCCAGGCUUGCUCCUCCCCCAUCCAGCUCCUGUUUCUGAUGCACGUACAGACCGUACACACCGUGUCCCAGGACACCCCACAGUCAGCCGCAUGGCUCCCCUGUGCCCCAGCCCCUGGCUCCCUCUGUGGAUCCCGGCCCCUGCCCCAGGCCCCGCUGUGCAGUUGCUGUUAUUACUGCUCCUCCUGGUGCCUGCCCAUCCCCAGAGCCUGCUCUGGAUGCAGGGGGCUCCCACCACAGGAGGAGAUUCAUCUGGGGAAGACGAUCCACUGCGUGAGGAGGACCUGCCCAGUGAAGAGGAUAUACCUGGAGAGGAGGACCCACCUGGAGAAGAGGACCCACCUGGAAAGUUGGAUCCACCUGGAAUGAAGACUGAAGCAGGAGAAGAGGAUUCUCUGAAGAUAGAGGAUCUACCUACUGUUGAAACUCCCAGGGAUACUCAAGGCCCCCAGAAUAAUGCCCACAGAGACAAAAAAGGGGAUGACCACAGUCAUUGGCGUUAUGGAGGCGCUCCGCCAUGGCCCCAGGUGUCCCCCGCCUGCGCUGGCCGUUUUCAGUCCCCGGUAGAUAUCCGUCCAGAACUCACCGCAUUUUGCCCAGCCCUGCGAUCCCUGGAACUCCUUGGCUUUGAGCUCCCGCCACAACCAGAACUGCGCCUGCGCAACAAUGGCCACACCGUGCAGUUGAGUCUGCCUCCCGGGCUGGAGAUGGCCCUAGCUCCCGGGCAGGAGUACCGGGCCCUGCAGUUGCAUCUGCACUGGGGGGCUGCGGGUCGCCCGGGCUCGGAGCACACGAUUGGCGGUCACCGUUUCCCUGCCGAGAUCCAUGUGGUUCACCUCAGCACUGCAUUUGCCAAAGCUGACGAGGCCUUGGGGCGCCCGGGGGGCUUGGCCGUGCUGGCUGCCUUUCUGCAGGAAGGCCCCGAAGAAAACAGCGCCUACGAGCAGUUGCUGUCACAUUUGGGAGAAAUCGCCGAGGAAGACUCUGAGACUUGGGUCCCAGGACUGGAUGUAUCUGCACUGCUGCCCUCUGACCUCAGCCGCUACUUCCGAUAUGAGGGGUCUCUCACCACACCCCCCUGUGCCCAGGGAGUCAUCUGGACUGUGUUCAACCAGACAGUAAAGCUGAGUGCUAAGCAGCUCCAUGCCCUCUCUGACUCCCUGUGGGGACCUGAUGACUCUCGGCUACAGCUGAACUUCCGAGCUACACAGCCUUUGAAUGGGCGAAUAAUUGAGGCCUCCUUCCCUGCUGGAGUGGACAGCAGCCCUGGGACCGUUGAGCCAGUCCACCUGAAUUCCUGUCUCGCUGCUGGAGACAUCCUGGCCCUGGUUUUUGGCCUUCUCUUUGCGGUUACCAGCAUCGCCUUCCUUGUGCAAAUGAGAAGGCAGCAAAGACACCCAAGUGGGACCAAAGGAAGUGUCAGGUACCACCCGGCAGAGGUCACGGAGACUGUUGCUUAGAGGCCUGCAACUUGGAGAAUGUGCAGAGAAGCUGGCCGGAGGAAUCUGAGGGGGAGCUGGAGACUUUGUCCUGCCCAUUACACUACUUCCUUUUAAGCCUCCAAAGAUAUAUUUUUUAAAUAAAUAUUUCUAAUAAAGUCUGUGGAAGGCGUAUCCUUGUUCCCCAAA
Messenger RNA from Lagenorhynchus albirostris (white-beaked dolphin), 5623 nucleotides. RefSeq names its product carbonic anhydrase 9 (gene CA9). Gene Ontology annotation, molecular function: zinc ion binding; carbonate dehydratase activity. Bases 3842 to 5455 code for a protein of 537 amino acids. The record is from RefSeq and is a predicted model, not a curated record. Gene Ontology annotation, cellular component: plasma membrane. The transcript is spliced from 11 exons. NCBI's taxonomy places the organism in Eukaryota, Metazoa, Chordata, Mammalia, Artiodactyla, Delphinidae.